This is a messenger RNA of Linum tenue, 2631 nucleotides long. The record is from the annotation of a GenBank genome assembly. Lineage: Eukaryota; Viridiplantae; Streptophyta; Magnoliopsida; Malpighiales; Linaceae.
AUAUUCAUGUCGAGUUACUUUAUCAUUUUUUAACCCUAUCUCGCAUCUUCUUUACUUCCUCCUAUCUGUUAAUGGCGCGAACACUACACUUCACUUGCCGAUGACGCUUGCAAAUCCGAGCUGAAUUCGAAGGUCUAGCAGGGAGAAUUUUGCGGCGUGAUGUGAACUAGUGUUUAAAUUGCUUUCAUCGAGAGUUUCUGGUGUGCUCUCUCCGCCGAAUCGAGAACCUCAUGCGGGAUCCUCUGCCAUGAACGGUAGCAGCGUCGUCGAAGGGGCGAGGGAAGGUAACAGAAUGAAGAACCACAGCAGACCAGAUGCCGUGUCCGGUGCUGAUCUCUGGACCGAAGGUCUGAUUUGCGCCUUCGAAUUCGUUCGCGGCCGCCGGAGGAGCAAUUUCAGAUCUCCUCCAAAAACCCCUACCAGAUCGACCAACGGCGGUGACAACAGGCAGCCGCACCUCCCAGGAAACGACGGCGUCGCUGAGAAACUACUGAACGACGCCUCGAUUGGGGAUGAAUCUCGAGACGGCCGACUGCAGGAGUCGUCGGAGAGCUUCGACGGCAGCCACUGGGUGCCGAUCGGCUGGACAAGGAUCUCGGAGCUGGUAAAGAACGUGCAAGUCAAUGAUGGCUGGGCGUCGCAGCAGCUCGAGUUGAUCGACUGUGAAUCGGAUAUCACGGUAGCAGAUUUGGCAGCUCCUUACUGGGAGCGGCCCGCAGGACCAAUGUGGUGGUGCCAUGUUGAUGCCGGCCACCGCUCCGUCCAGGCUUGGCUCAACAGUGCUCAGUGGUUGCAUCCGGCGAUUAGUCUCGCGUUGCGAGACGAGAGCCGGCUGAUCAGCGAGAAGAUGAAGCACCUGCUUUACGAGGUCCCUGUAAGGGUUGCUGGAGGGCUUCUGUUUGAGCUACUGGGACAGUCUGCUGGUGAUCCAUUUGAUGAUGAAGAUGACAUUCCAGUCGUGCUACGUUCUUGGCAAGCACAGAAUUUCCUGGUUACUGCGUUGCAUGUUAAAGGCACAGUGUCAAGAAUAAAUAUUCUGGGGAUAACUGAGGUUCAGGAUCUUCUGUCUGCUGGAGGUUAUAAUACGCCUAGAACAGUGCAUGAAGUCAUAGCACAACUAGCUUGCCGCUUGACUCGAUGGGAUGACAGGCUAUUUCGCAAGUCGAUCUUUGGGGUUGCCGAUGAAAUCGAGUUGAAGUUCAUGAACAGGAGAAACCACGAAGAUAUGCAUCUCUUUGGGAUUAUUCUGAACCAAGAGAUUCGAAAGUUGUCACGACAGGUUAUUAGAGUGAAGUGGUCACUCCACGCGAGGGAGGAGAUUAUAUUUGAGCUGCUUCAGCACUUGAAAGGAAACGGAGCAAGAAUGUUGUUAGAGGGAAUAAGAAAGACCACCAGGGAUAUGAUUGAGGAGCAAGAAGCAGUUCGAGAUCGCUUGUUUACCAUUCAAGAUGUCAUGCAAAGUACUGUCAGGGCAUGGUUGCAGGAUAAAAGCCUAAGAGUGACACAUAACUUGGCUGUUUUCGGUGGCUGCGGCCUUGUGCUCUCAAUCAUCACUGGGUUAUUUGGGAUCAACGUGGACGGAAUCCCAGGAGCGGCAAACACUCCAUAUGCCUUUGCCCUUUUCACAGGGAUACUCUUCACCAUAGGCUCAGUGUUGAUUGCACUGGGGAUCUUGUACCUUGGGCUUAAGAAGCCGGUCAAGGAAGAGCAAGUGGAAGUAAGGAAGCUGGAGCUUGAAGAACUGGUUAAGAUGUUCCAGCACGAGGCUGAGACCCACGGCCAGGUUCGCAAAGGUAGGACCAGGACUAACCUCACCCCGACUACUGGUGACAAGUUCUCUGAUGACGUAGAUUAUGUUCUCAUCCAAUAAAACCCCAAUUUAGAUCCUCGUCUAACGACUCUCUGCUCUGCCUCUUGUUCUGAAAAGAAAUACUUUCAGGAUACUCACUAAGCAUUGAAGGGAAAUGUACUAGUGAGACUGCAGAUAUGGCAUAAACUUGGGAUGUUAGUUGCUUUUGUUCUCGCAUAUACUACUACUUCGCAGUGGCUCAUUCGAUCGUCUUUUCUGCUAACCAGAGAGUUGGAGCAGAGUAUUCAUUACAAACCGAAGUUUAAAUCUAACAUAUUAUGUAUAAGACGACAGCGGGAGGGAGAUAGUAACUAUGUAUUGUACAAAGUAGAGGAUAUUCAUCAUUUGAGAAGGGAUCUCGUGAGAUGCUCGCGAGCUGUGACCAGGGCUUGAGCCAAUGUCUGCAAAAAACCACAAAGUAGACAAGCUGUGAGGCUAAACCAUAACGACCAGAACAGAGAACAGAGGUUUUCAGGGGUCGAAGAUGGUACCUGCUCUGACAAUGGAGCUCCAGAAUCUAUGUUAUGACUAGCUACCUUGUUAGCAAGAACAGCUGCGUCUGUUUGCAGAGGGACACUGCACAAUCGAAGCAAAAAUAAAAACACGGUUCUUACAACGGGAAACAUUUUGGAGCAAGGUUUGGAAAACUCGAACGAAUUCUCUCAUACCCGCCAUCGAUAGUUUCAUCCAAACACAGAAGAAUGAGAUCCAGAUUCUCAAGCACCUCGCUCUUCUCCACAUUGCCUCUGAAGUUGGAUCCAAAGAGACAAUAAACUCAGUAA